This is a messenger RNA of Striga hermonthica, 1698 nucleotides long. Lineage: Eukaryota; Viridiplantae; Streptophyta; Magnoliopsida; Lamiales; Orobanchaceae. The record is from the annotation of a GenBank genome assembly.
AUGGGGAACCGUCGGUUCGUGCCUUCCAGCGACGAUGAGGAUAACUCGCCGCCCGCUCGCAACUCAAACGGCGAUGUGAACAGAAGCCAAAGGAAGCGUAAGAAGGUGCAUCUCCCCGACGAGGAGGAGGAGGACGAUGAUAGGGAUAUCGGCGAAGUAAAAUUGAGUGAGCAGACGGAGAAGAAGAAGAAGAAGAGGGACGAGCCCGAGCCCGAUCCCGAGCCCGGAAGUGAAAAUGAGGAGCCGGAGGAUUUGGAAGCGCUGCCGGUGGGUGGCGUGGUUAGGGUUUCGGGCAAGGGGAGAGGGAGGCGGAGUCAUUACGCGUCCUUUGAGUACGAUGGUCUUCAAUAUGACUUGGAGGAUCCAGUGCUUUUAGUUCCUGAGAAUGGGAAUCAGAAGCCAUAUAUAGCCAUAGUUAAGGAUAUUGCCAAAACACGAGAAGGUGCUCUUAUGGUUACGGGACAGUGGUUCUAUCGUCCUGAAGAAGCAGAGAAGAAAGGAGGUGGAAAUUGGCAAUCGAGUGACACAAGGGAACUGUUCUAUAGUUUCCACAGAGAUGAGGUACCGGCAGAAUCAGUCAUGCACAAGUGUGUGAUACACUUCAUACCUCAAGAUAAGCAGAUUCCACACCGCAAGCAACAUCCUGGGUUCAUCGUGCAAAAAGUGUAUGACACUGACGAGAGGAGGCUCUUCAAGUUAACUGACAAAGAUUAUGAGGACAAUAAACAGCAUGAGAUUGACCUUCUUGUGCAGAAAACUGUGGCACGAAUUGGGGACCUUCCCGACCUUGAGCCUGAGGGUGCUACUGUGGAGCAUGAAGAUGAACUAAAAAGUAAACGACUUAUAAGGAAGAGGAAGGUGUCGCCUCUGGAUGUUACCAGGGUGGAUGGAGAACUUAGUAUACCCCAGUCGCUUAAAGCACAAACACCUGGGAGCGCUUGUGAGACCAGUUCGGAAUACUCUUUGAUCCUGUCUAAUCUUAAGCUGCUGACUGGGGAAACACAGCGCGACAAGCGGUUGGAGAAGCUUUUUGAAUCCAUUCAAUGUGUUUGCACUGCUGAUGGUAAGCAGAAAGAUGAGAGACAGCAGAAUGGAAACAAGAUCAGCAGUUCAGACGAUAAGUCUCAUGAUAAGGCCGAUACAUCAGCUGACUGGCCGAAUACAGCUGCUCAUGCUGUGGCUGCUCUUGAGAAAGCAGCUCAUGAGGCCUUUUCUGCUGAUUUUCAGAAGUAUAAUCAAAAGAUGCGGCAAUUAGCGUUCAACCUUAAGAGCAAUGGUGUAUUAGCAAGGCGCCUUCUGAAUAAGGAGUUGGAACCUGCUCAAAUACUUAAUAUGUCGCCUAAUGAAUUGAAGGAGGGUUUAACUGCUGAGGAAAUUGUGAGCAGGCAGCCCGAGGAGCCUGGACACAUUCAGAUGACUGAUGCUCGUUGUUCGAGAUGCUCGCUAAAACAAGUGGCUCUGGUUGAGGUAUUUCAGACGGGACAUGGUGACCGCUAUAAGCUGGAAUGUGUUCCUUGUGGCUAUUCCUGGUUUGCUUCCGGAUAUGAUGCCGCCACAUUGACAAUAGAAGCGCCGAGUUCUGCAAAGGCGGUGGGGACCGCACCUUUGGCCACGGCUAAGUUCGAAAAUGUCGAGAAAAACUUGGUCAGUCCACGUGGAGGUGAGAGUGAGAGAGAAACAAAACAGCCAUUGGAUUAA